GAAACCAGAUGUUUCAGGCACAUUUCAGCCGCUGUUCUGAGAAUUUAUCGCAAGCAGCCGGACAGUCGUUAACUUCUGUGCAGCUGAAGAUAUGAUCAUCCUAACUUACUUAUUUCUCUUGCUGUGGGAAGAGGCUCAAGGAUGGGGAUUCAAGGAUGGAAUUUUUCACAACUCUAUAUGGCUUGAACAAGCAGCUGGUGUGUACCACCGAGAAGCUCGGUCCGGCAAAUACAAGCUCACCUAUGCAGAAGCCAAGGCGGUGUGUGAAUUUGAAGGUGGUCGUCUCGCCACCUACAAGCAGCUGGAAGCAGCCAGAAAAAUUGGUUUUCAUGUCUGUGCUGCGGGAUGGAUGGCCAAAGGCAGAGUUGGGUACCCCAUUGUGAAGCCAGGGCCCAACUGUGGGUUUGGAAAAACUGGAAUUAUUGAUUAUGGCAUCCGUCUCAACAGGAGUGAAAGAUGGGACGCAUACUGCUACAAUCCACAUGCAAAGGAGUGUGGUGGUGUCUUUACAGAUCCAAAGCGAAUUUUUAAAUCUCCAGGCUUCCCCAAUGAGUAUGAGGAUAACCAGAUCUGCUAUUGGCACAUUAGACUCAAGUAUGGUCAGCGUAUUCACCUGAGUUUUUUGGACUUUGACCUUGAAGAUGACCCGGGUUGCCUGGCUGACUAUGUUGAAGUAUAUGACAGUUAUGAUGAUGUUCAUGGAUUUGUUGGAAGGUACUGUGGGGACGAACUCCCAGAAGACAUCAUUAGCACAGGAAAUGUCAUGACCUUGAAGUUUCUGAGUGACGCUUCAGUAACAGCUGGAGGCUUCCAAAUCAAGUACAUCGCAGUGGAUCCAGUAUCCAAAUCCAGUCAAGGAAAAAAUACUACUACCAGGUCUACUGGUAGUAAAAACUUUUUAGGUGGAAGAUUCAGCAAUUUAUAAAUCAAACAAAAGAUGUUCAAAAUAUGUGAUGUUUAUUUUUGCAUCGUUGGAACUUCUUUGAUCUCACUUUUGUGUUCUUAUUUUUGUUAACAUUUAUUUAUUAUUUUUCUAAAUGUGAAAGUAGUACUUUAUUUGAUGAGAAAUGGAGAGAUAAUUCAAGUGCAAAAAUAAAAUCUCUCCUACUUCUACUAUAUAGAAGUAACAAGUGCUGACAUUUAUAUAUAUUUUUUCAUUUCUCUACUUGUAGUAUAUGUACAUAUGUAUCUAUAUGCAUUUGUAUUUUAAAUUUUGGAGCCUUUUCUAUACAUAGUUUUACACUCUGGUUUUUGUGAGGAGUUAUAACUUUAGACUUUAAACCUAAGUACUUCCUAAAUCAUUGAGUAUUUUAUGAAAACAUGAUUUUGAAUAGCAGUAGAAUAUUCCAUAUUUUAUUUAAACUCAUCUCUAUUGUUAAAAUAUUAGAUUGUUUUCAGAAAUAUUGCUGCAAUAAAUCUUUGUACAUACA
Molecule: messenger RNA, 1430 nt
Organism: Cavia porcellus (domestic guinea pig)
Lineage: Eukaryota; Metazoa; Chordata; Mammalia; Rodentia; Caviidae
Gene: Tnfaip6
Product: TNF alpha induced protein 6
Exons: 6
Coding region: 92-925 (277 amino acids)
Biological process (GO): cell adhesion; negative regulation of inflammatory response
Molecular function (GO): hyaluronic acid binding
Source: RefSeq, a predicted model, not a curated record